This is a messenger RNA of Arxiozyma heterogenica, 2115 nucleotides long. It is a transcript of the gene GLC3, whose product is annotated as 1,4-alpha-glucan branching enzyme. The record is from RefSeq and is a predicted model, not a curated record. Gene Ontology annotation, biological process: glycogen biosynthetic process. The transcript has a single exon. Gene Ontology annotation, molecular function: cation binding; 1,4-alpha-glucan branching enzyme activity; hydrolase activity, hydrolyzing O-glycosyl compounds. Bases 1 to 2115 code for a protein of 704 amino acids. Gene Ontology annotation, cellular component: cytoplasm. Lineage: Eukaryota; Fungi; Ascomycota; Saccharomycetes; Saccharomycetales; Saccharomycetaceae.
AUGUAUACGAUUCCUGAAAAUGUCAAAGAAUGUGUCGAAUUCGAUCCAUGGUUGAAACCAUACGCUCAGGUAUUGUCUGAGAGAAGAUAUCUUGCCGAUAAAUAUUUAUAUGACAUUAAACAUGCCACUCCAAACGGCAAAGAACAGUCCUUAUCUAAAUUUGCCCGUGAUUCAUAUAAAUCAUAUGGUUUACAUGCUAAUCCAACCACAAAGGAAAUUACUUACAAAGAAUGGGCUCCCAACGCAGAGAAAGCAUUCUUAGUAGGUGAUUUCAAUAACUGGAAUCAGACUUCUCACGAAUUGAAAGAUAAAGAUCAAUUCGGUAACUUCUCUAUCCUUUUACCUCCAAACGAAGAUGGUUCUUUUGCUAUCCCACAUGAUUCAAGAAUUAAAGUUAUGUUCCAACUAAAAGACGGUUCUAAGAUUUUCAGAUUGCCCGCUUGGAUCACCAGAGCCACUCAACCCUCCAAAGAGGAUUCAAAGAAAUAUGGCCCAGCAUACGAAGCAAGGUUUUGGAACCCUGAAAACGCCUACCAAUUCAAGAAUGAAAGACCUGUUUUCAAAGAAAAUAAAGACUCCCUGCGUAUUUAUGAAGCUCAUAUUGGUAUCUCUUCUCCAGAACCUAAAAUUGCUACAUAUAAAGAAUUUACUCAAAAUGUUUUACCAAGGAUCAAAUAUUUGGGUUAUGACGCCAUUCAGUUAAUGGCAAUUAUGGAACAUGCCUAUUAUGCGUCCUUCGGUUAUCAAGUUACCAAUUUCUUCGCGGUCUCUUCCAGAUAUGGUACGCCAGAAGAUUUAAAAGAAUUAGUUGACACUGCUCAUGGUAUGGGCUUAUUAGUAUUAUUAGACGUAGUCCAUUCCCAUGCCUCUAAAAACGUUGAGGAUGGUUUAAAUAUGUUCGAUGGUUCUGACCACCAAUAUUUCCAUUCUCUAUCCUCUGGUCGUGGUGAACAUCCAUUAUGGGAUUCACGUCUUUUCAACUACGGACAUUUUGAAGUCCAACGCUUCUUACUUGCCAAUUUAGCCUUCUAUAUCGACAUAUACCAAUUUGAUGGUUUCAGAUUUGAUGGUGUCACAUCCAUGCUUUAUUUACACCAUGGUGUUGGUGCUGGUGGUGCUUUCAGCGGUGAUUAUGAUGAAUAUUUAUCCAAGGAAAGAUCUGCCGUAGAUCACGAAGCAUUGGCAUAUUUAAUGUUAGCCAAUGACUUAGUUCAUGAGUUGCUACCUGAAUCAGCUGUCACUAUCGCAGAAGAUGUUUCGGGAUAUCCAACUUUGUGUUUACCACGUCACAUGGGUGGUGCCGGAUUUGAUUAUAGAUUAGCCAUGGCAUUACCAGAUAUGUGGAUCAAAUUGUUGAAAGAAAAAUCAGAUGAUGAGUGGGAUAUGGGUAAUAUUGUAUUCACUCUAACUAAUAGAAGAUAUGGUGAAAAAGUAGUGGCGUAUGCUGAAUCUCAUGAUCAAGCGUUAGUCGGUGAUAAAACAUUAGCAUUCUGGUUAAUGGACGCAGCCAUGUAUACAGACAUGACCGUUUUGAAACCAGCUUCCAUUAUCAUUGAUCGUGGUAUCGCAUUACAUAAAAUGAUCAGAUUAAUCACACACGCUCUUGGUGGUGAAGCCUAUUUGAAUUUCGAAGGUAAUGAAUUUGGCCAUCCUGAAUGGUUGGAUUUCCCAAAUGUUAAUAAUGGUGAAUCUUACCAUUAUGCUCGUAGACAAUUUAAUCUGGUUGAUGAUCAUUUAUUACGUUACAAAUAUUUGAAUGAAUUUGACAAGGAAAUGCAAUUGUGUGAAAAGAAACAUCAAUGGUUGAAUACUCCACAAGCUUAUGUAUCAUUGAAACAUGAAGUUGAUAAAAUCAUUGCAUUUGAAAGAAAUGGUUUAUUAUUUGUCUUUAACUUCCAUCCAACUCAAAGUUUCACAAAUUACAGAAUCGGUGUUGAUCAAGCUGGUAUUUAUCAAGUCGUUUUGAAUUCUGAUCGUGAAAACGUUGGUGGUCAUAAUAGAAUCGAUGAAACUACUGAAUAUUUCACUACUGAUUUAGAAUGGAAUAAUAGAAGAAACUUUAUUGAAAUUUAUAUUCCAAGUAGAGUAGCUCUUAUCUUUGCCCUAAAGAAAUAA